Molecule: messenger RNA, 918 nt
Organism: Closterium sp. NIES-65
Lineage: Eukaryota; Viridiplantae; Streptophyta; Zygnematophyceae; Desmidiales; Closteriaceae
Source: the annotation of a GenBank genome assembly
AUGGACGUGAACGUGGACGUGGACGUGGACAUGGACGUGGACGUGGACGUGGACGUGGACGUGGACGUGGACGUGGAGGUGGACGUGGACGUGGAGGUGGACGUGGAGUGGACGUGGACGUGGACGUGGACGUGGACGUGGACAUGGACGUGGACGUGGACGUGGACGUGGACGUGGACGUGGACGUGGACGUGGACAUGGACGUGGACGUGGACGUGGACGUGGACAUGGACGUGGACGUGGACGUGGACGUGGAGGACAUGGACGUGGACACGUGCACAUGGACGUGGACGUGGAGUGGACGUGGACGUAGACGUUGACGUGGACGUGGACGUGGACAUGGACGUGGACGUGGACGUGACGUGGACGUGGACGUGGACGUGGACGUGGACAUGGAGGUGGAGGUGGACGUGGACGUGGACAUGGAGGUGGACGUGGACGUGGACGUGGACAUGGACGUGGACAUGGACGUGGACGUGGACGUGGACAUGGAUGUGGACAUGGACGUGGACGUGGUCGUGGACGUGGAGUGGACGUGGAGUGGACGUGGACGUGGACAUGGACGUGGACGUGGACGUAGACGUGGACGUGGACGUGGACGUGGACGUAGACGUGGAGGACGUGGACGUGGACGUGGACGUGGACGUGGAGAACUUGGAUGUGGACAUGGACGUGAACGUGGACGUGGACGUGGACGUGGAGGACUUGGACGUGGACAUGGACGUGGACGUGGACGUGGACAUGGACGUGGACGUGGACGUGGACGUGGACGUGGACGUGGACAUGGACAUGGACGUGGACAUGGACGUGGACGUGGACGUGGACGUGGACAUGGACGUGGACGUGGACAUGGUCGUGGACGUGGACGUGGACGUGGACGUGGACAUGGACGUGGACGUGAACAAGACGUGGACGUGA